AUGAGACGCCUCCGGAGGCUGGUGCAUUCUGUCCUUUUCCGUCCCUGGUCCAGGGGGAUACAGAACCGACUGCCAGGCAUCAAAGUGAAGUACCUCUUGUUUGUGUGGCUGGGAAUCCUUGUGGGAAGCUGGGUGCUUUACAUGCAUUACUCCUCGUACUCGGAGCUGUGCCGAGGACACAUCUGUCAGAUGAUUAUUUGUGACCGCUACAAAAAAGGCAUUAUAUCUGGCUCCGCCUGCAGGGAUCUGUGUGAGGAAAACACACUGGUCUUCCAGCACUGUCUGUCCUCAACCCCCGUUCACCAGGUUUAUGGGGGAGUGUGGAACAAUCAGGAGGUGAUAAUUAAAUGUGGGAUAGAGGAAGCCUUCAGAGCAGAUGUGAGUCUGGACUCUCUCCCCCGGAGGGACCUUGCUUUGUUUGACAAACCAACAAGAGGAACUUCUAUGGAUGAAUUCAAGGAGAUGUUGCUGACAUUCUUAAAGUCCAGCCUCGGAGACCAGCAGUCGCUCGGGAGUCUGGUGAGCAGAAUAAUCACAAUGGCUGACAUCAACCAGGAUAAGAAGGUCUCUUUGGCAGAAGCCAAAUCAGUCUGGGCCUUGCUGCAGCUCAAUGAGUUCCUGCUGACAGUCUCGCUGCACGAGAAGGAACACACCCCAAAGCUCCUGGGUUACUGUGGAGACCUGUACAUCACUGAGAAAAUUCCCUAUGACUCACUGUACAGUGUCAAGCUCCCUCGCUUCCUACAGCCAGCUCUGCCCCAGGCACUACAGAUGCGCUUAAACCACUGGUUCGCCCCUCCGUGGCCCAGGAGAGCAAAGAUAACCAUCGGGCUGCUGGAAUUUGUGGAGGAGAUAUUCCACGGGGCGUACGGCAGCUUUUACAUCUGUGACUCUGAGCCGGCCAACAUGGGCUACAGCGAGAACUACGACUUCAAAAUGGUCAACCUGAGGAAAGUGGUGACGGAGAUGGGGCUUCGGGCUUUUUACAAAGGACGUCACUGCGAGCGCAACGCGGACUGCACCCACAUUAGAGACUGCACGGCGACGUGCGACAGGCUGAUCAAGCAGUGCAACUCAGAGCUCAUUCAGCCCAACCUGGCCAAGGUGUGCCGGGUGCUGCAGGAGUUCCUGCUGCCUGGGGCCCCCCCGGACUGCAAGGAAGAACUGCAGAAACACCUGCAGACCUGCAUGACCCUGAGCGGCCUGGCCAGUCAGAUGGAGGUGCACCACUCGCUGGUGUUAAAUAACAUUAAAACUCUGCUGUGGAAGAAAAUCUCAGACACCAAAUAUUCCUAAAGAGAAUUGCUGCGGCUCCCAAAAUCCCACUUGGUCCUGGCCAGGAAAGAGCACUUUCUAAUCAAAAGAUUUAGUGAGAAAUCAGAGAAUCCUUCAAUUCAGUUUUAAUUUGGAAACCGACUUGUUAAGA
Messenger RNA from Callorhinchus milii (elephant shark), 1426 nucleotides. RefSeq names its product divergent protein kinase domain 1B (gene dipk1b). The transcript has 5 exons. The coding region runs from base 1 to 1296 and encodes 431 amino acids. The record is from RefSeq and is a predicted model, not a curated record. Lineage: Eukaryota; Metazoa; Chordata; Chondrichthyes; Chimaeriformes; Callorhinchidae.